Molecule: messenger RNA, 1956 nt
Organism: Aaosphaeria arxii CBS 175.79
Lineage: Eukaryota; Fungi; Ascomycota; Dothideomycetes; Pleosporales
Exons: 2
Coding region: 1-1956 (651 amino acids)
Biological process (GO): homocysteine metabolic process
Cellular component (GO): cytosol
Molecular function (GO): FMN binding; flavin adenine dinucleotide binding; [methionine synthase] reductase (NADPH) activity
Source: RefSeq, a predicted model, not a curated record
AUGGCUUCAGCAACACAGCCAGCUGCUCUCCAUAGCAUUCCUACCACCUCCACAUCGCAUCCUCAAGAUCCCAUACCUUCUGAGCCACGAGCCAUACCUCAGCUUUCCAUCAAACCUACACGGGAUCACACCUCAAUGUCUCCACGAUCCUCCGGCGAAUCGAUUGAAUGGAGCGGCAACAGCAGCGACUCCGAUGCGCCCAUUACACCCAGCACAGAACCACAGGUCGAUGAGAUCAUUGACAAGUUGCAGGAUCUCCCUACGGCUGCAGUCAAUUUCAACGAACAACAAUCAUCUCGACCCCGACGGGCUUCUACAACACUGAUCACAGAAUCUCGCGCUGAAAUUCAAAGAAUACUGGGCGAGGGCGAGUCGGCUACUCAGCUCAUCAGCCAAUGCUGCGGUGGAGGUUGCUGUCUGCUCAAGACAUCGGCUCCUGAUACAUCUGCCCCAGACUUCGAGGCUGUCGUUCUUCCAGACACCAAAGCCUUCAAGAGCUUGAACCUGAAGCUGGGACCAUUGUCCCUCAACACCCCGCUGACCAAUACCUUCGAUCUUCCUCCCGUCAACAUGUCCUUCGAGCCAAUUCCUUCCAAGGAGACCAAUCAUGUCUCCACAGUCCACAAGAUGCCACCCACAUACGUGCAGCCACACCCACCAUACGAUGUCUACUCCGCACCCCUCUACCACGCACGAGAGCUGACCAAGCCCGGAGCUGAGAAGCGGACCUUCCACUUCGAUUUGGAUGUGACGGAUUAUCCUGACGAGAAUGGUGUCGAUUUCAAGGUUGGGGGUGCGAUCGGCAUUUGCCCGCCCAAUUCUACCGAGAUGGUCGAUGAACUCUUCGACGUGCUCUGCAUCCCCAAAUUCGUUCGCGAUAAGUCGGUCACGCUCAAGACCACCACCGGUCGCUGGCCGACCAUCUGGGGCGAGGAUCAAGCACGCGAGCUUGUCACUACACGCCGUGAGCUCUUGACCUGGUGUGCCGAUAUUCAGUCCAAUCCUCCCACUAAGCAGCUCAUCCGUGUCAUGGCCGAACACGCGGCCGACCCCAACGAACGCAAGAUCCUAUUCUACCUGUCAUCUGCAGAGGGACAGGCUGCAUUCUGCGACCUUCGAACAACUUCACAUCUUACCAUCGCCCAGCUUCUGUCCGCUUUUCCAUCCGCAAAGCCACCGCUACCUGAACUCCUUUCCGUACUCAACCAAUUGAUGCCCCGCUUCUACUCGCUAUCCAAUGACCCUCACAUCUCGUCUGCUCGUCCCGGCUUACCAGGUGACCGCCGACUUAUCGAAAUGGCCGUGACCAUCCACGAAACUCCCGAUUGGCACGCGAAUGGAGGAUACCGUACGGGUGUUGGCAGUGGCUUCAUGGAGCGCAUGGCCCAAGCCUUCAUCAACGCCGAAGCCGAGGGCAUCGAUCCUCGUGAGAUACUCAAUCUCCGCAUCCCCAUGUUCCGAGGAUUGAUGGCGAACCCCCUUUCUCGAGACUUCGGCGGUGACGGCCCGAUGGUGUUGAUUGGUGCCGGCGUAGGAAUGGCUCCCUUCCGAGGCUUUAUUCUUAACAGGCUCAAGAACGCCAACUGCGCGAACAAGAUCUGGCUCAUUCAAGGUGUUCGUGACUCCAUGCUUGAUGAAAUCUACUCUGGCGAACUUGGAGAUCACGAACGUGAGAUUAAGAAGGUCGUCCAAAGUCGGAAGACUCGUGUCGCUGGAGAGACCGACGCCAAAUACGUGCAGGACGAGGUCAGACUCCAGGCUGAUAUUGUCUGGUUCGUUAUCAAUGCUCUUGACGGCCGUAUCUUUGUCUGUGGAAGCAGCAAGGGUAUGGGUGAGGGUGUUGAAGCAGCAUUGAUGGAUGUUGCCAUGCAAAAGGGUGGUAUUAGCGAGGCUGAGGCGAAGGAAUUCUGGGCCAAGAAGAAGGAAGAUCGUCAAUACAUUGCUGAAACCUGGUAA